Messenger RNA from Mycena citricolor, 2907 nucleotides. Lineage: Eukaryota; Fungi; Basidiomycota; Agaricomycetes; Agaricales; Mycenaceae. The record is from the annotation of a GenBank genome assembly.
AUGUCGGAGGUGAUCGAGGUUCGAUGCUCUCGAUGCAAGAAAACCAAGCCUCAGACUGAGUUCCCGAUACUGAGUAACCUCGCGUACGCAAAAAACUGCUUCAUCUGCCGGGAGAAGAACAAAGCUCGUGCAGACCGCCAACCGAAGAAAGCACCAGGGCCAUCUGACAGAGGGAAAGACACGUCUGGGGAGCAGAUUCCAGAAAUCUCGCUAUCCAGACUUAUCUCCCUGAUGGAAAAGCACGGCUCUGUCAAACCUUUUGAGAUCCAUGUUAACAUUAAACGCUCUGAGCUUGUUCUUCUUGAGGGAGAGGAGAGAACACCGGAAAAUCUUUUGAAGUGUAUGGCGUCUCACAUUUAUCAAGCCACGGGUUAUAGAUUCAACUACAAGGGGAAACGUCCCAACAAGGGCAAUACGGAUGUACACAAAUUCGAAUUCUAUUGUGCUCAGCUGGACGGUGAGCAGACGAAGAAUCACCUGGUGGAUGAUGUGAAGAAGCAGCGCGGUCGAACAACCAUGGAUCGAUUCAAAUGCAACGGUCAUCUCAAUAUCACAUUGAAUUCAUCGCGGACGGAGUUCAUGAUGGUCCGUUUAUCUCAUCAUCUUGCUCACAAGCACUACACGGACAUCUCCAUUCCCGCGGACAUCAAGAAAUACAUUCGAGAGUCAAAAGGCUUGACUGCAACCAAGAUAUACGAAGAAAUCAUCAAGAUGCAUCCCAAGACCGAACUUACCGAGAAGCAAGUCUACCGCUGUUGGUCGGAUGUGAAUCAAGGUCGUUGGCGAAAGGCAGAUGAUCAGGUCGAGUCGGCGAAGAUUCUCCUGCAGGAAUACAAGGACUUGACUAUUGACAUCGUUGAAAUCAAUCCCGAACCCGGCCUCUCCACUAUUGCGUUCAUCUUCCGGGAAAUUUUGGACGAGUAUGGAGGGGAUGUAGAGGAGAUUGCGAUGGAUUCGACCUGGAAAACAAACGCAGCCGGCUACGAACUGUAUGCUAUCGUUGCCGAGGCGAACGGAACUGCUCUACCACUCGCAUUCGUAUUCACAACAUCCGCUGGUGAAGCUGCAGCAGAGGGGGCCAAGGAUCGAAUGUUGCAACAAGUUCUCCGUGCCAUUUCGACGGAUGAUGGUGCUCCAAAUAUUCGUUUCGUGCACACGGACAAGGACCUGAGCGAGAUCAAUGCUGCCAGAGCCGUCUUUCCCGACUCGAAGCAUCAAGUUUGCAUGUGGCACGGUCCACGAUACGUGAAAGAGCGGCUAUGUCAAGACAAGUUGCCUGCCUAUUACGAUCCUAGAAAGGCGCACAAAGUCUACAAGAUCAUUGAUCCAACCUGGUGUCCGGGUGUUCCCAAACCGUGCGAAGAUCCCAAUUUGGAUCAUGUUGGGUCCGACGAUGAAGCGGAGGAAUUGGGUGCAUCCGAAAACGACUCGGCUGAUGGCGCCGAUGAUAUUCAGGGUUUCGAUGACAGUGGUUCGGAAUAUGAUCCGGAGGAGGCACACACCGAGCCUGAUACAUGCCUGCCACCGCUCUUCAUCUUGACUCAAGGCGACGUCAAACUUCCGAUCUAUCCCAAUCCUCCUAAGGUUCGCAAAGCGGACAUUGGCGAGUUCUGCCCGAAGGAAUUCCGCGAAUCGACGCUGGAGCUCUUCAAAAUGCAUGGUCGACUGCACCCACACAUUCCGAUCAACGAGCCUGAUGAUCCCGAACAUCCUUAUGUUUCCGCCGAAGAGAUAUACAAAUGGGUUGUCUUUGACAUGUAUUGUCACUGCUGGGACAACGACUUGCCGCAAGUUUGGGCGUAUAUGUGGAACCGGUGGUACUGUCCUGCGCAGUGGAAGCUCUGGGCUCGCGCAUCGGAGCCAGCAAUCCCUCGCAUCAACACAACCAUGAUCGUCGAGAGUAUAUGGAAGCACGUCAAGCAUCGAGACCUCUCCGAUUUUAAUCGGCCGCGGCUGGACCUUGUGACCUACGUCAUCAUCGAGAACCUGUUGCCGCGGGUCAAACGCAAUCUUGAUGGCCUCCGUCGAGUCCGACGCAUCGGCCGUGGUCGCGAGCUUGUGGGAUGGCAGAAGGACUUUCGCAUUGAAUGGCUGGAGUUGAGCAAACGGGAUGAAUUGCGAAGCAUGGAGCGGGAGCUCCAAGUCUGGGUCCAGAAUCCGAAGAAAUCCAAGGAACGGGAUGUUCGUUUGGCUCGGAUCGCGGAAAAUGCAGCUCGACAACCUGGUUCUUACUUUACAGAUCUCGACAAAUGGGUUUGCAGCUGCACAGCCUUUCUUAUGAGCCGCUUCUUGAUGUGCAAGCAUCUUGUCCGCGAGGCUAACGAACUUCUCGACAACAGUCUGCUCAAAGAUCUCGCUCUGUUUGCCGAACUUCGUCGCAAUCAUUUCGCGCCCUUCUAUCGCAUUCCGGGCAUACAUUCUAUGGAGAAUGACGAUGAGGAGGAUAUGGAUGACGUGGAGAUUCUGGUACUUCACCGGGAUCGCUCUCGAACUCAGUCGAUGGCUAGUUCCCGUGUCCCGUCUCCGGAUUUGGAUGACGAAGAUCAGACGGACUUACCAAUGUCGGGUUUGGAGGACAGCGCAUCUGCUGAACAGGAAUCGCAGAUUGGAGCCGACUCAGAUUUAGAAGAUGAUAUCCGUGCCCUAGCAUCGGACGAUGAGGGACCUGCCAGCCAAAAGAUUUAUCUCUCUAAGGCUAGGCUCGAGAACCUGAAACGUUCUUUUGCUGCGAUGCUCGAGACAGCCUCUGAUCCUCAGGGAAUGGCACCAAAAUUGGCCGAAGCGAUCAUGCCCGCUGUCGAAGCUGUCGAGGAUACCGGUGGGAGCAUUGACAGGUAUCAACGCCGUCGGAAAACUCACCGCACGUACAAAGACUCGGAUAAGUAUACCAUGUUUCUCCCUAACUAG